Messenger RNA from Phyllostomus hastatus (greater spear-nosed bat), 3833 nucleotides. RefSeq names its product formin homology 2 domain containing 1 (gene FHOD1). The transcript has 24 exons. Bases 60 to 3611 code for a protein of 1183 amino acids. Gene Ontology annotation, cellular component: cytoskeleton; cytoplasm. Gene Ontology annotation, biological process: cortical actin cytoskeleton organization; actin filament network formation. Gene Ontology annotation, molecular function: actin filament binding. The record is from RefSeq and is a predicted model, not a curated record. Lineage: Eukaryota; Metazoa; Chordata; Mammalia; Chiroptera; Phyllostomidae.
UCUCUGCUGUGGAGCCGAGACUUGUCCCGAGGUUCGCGACGCGAGCCAGUGGCAGAGCCAUGGCUGGCGGGGAAGACCGCGGAGACGGGGAGCCGGUAUCAGUGGUGACCGUGCGUGUGCAGUACCUGGAGGACACUGAUCCCUUCGCUUGUGCCAACUUCCCGGAGCCGCGCCGGGCCCCCACCUGCAGCCUGGACGGGGCGCUGCCCCUGGGUACACAAAUACCCGCGCUGCAUCGCCUGCUGGGGGCGCCGCUCAAGCUAGAGGACUGUGCCCUGCAAGUGUCUCCCUCUGGAUUCUACCUGGACCCUGAGCUGUCCCUGGAAGAGCAGCGGGAGAUGCUGGAGGGCUUCUAUGAAGAGAUCAGCAAAGGGCGGAAGCCUACGCUGAUCCUUCGGACCCAGCUCUCCGUGAGGGUCAAUGCCAUCUUAGAAAAAUUGUAUGGCUGCAGUGGCCCUGAGCUCCGCCGCUCCCUCUUCUCACUAAAGCAGAUCUUCCAGGAGGACAAGGACCUGGUGCCUGAAUUCGUGCACUCAGAGGGACUGAGCUGCUUGACCCGAGUGGGUGCUGCCGCUGACCACAACUACCAGAGCUACAUCCUCCGAGCAAUAGGCCAGCUGAUGCUUUUUGUGGAUGGGAUGCUGGGGGUGGUGGCCCACAAUGAGACCGUGCAGUGGCUGUACACACUAUGUGCCAGCCAGUCCCGCUUGGUGGUGAAGACCGCUCUGAAGCUGCUGCUGGUGUUUGUGGAAUACUCGGAGAGCAACGCGCCGCUCUUCAUCUAUGCUGUCAACUCUGUGGCCAGCACCACGGGUGCUCUUCCGUGGGCCAACCUGGUGUCCAUCCUAGAGGAGAAGAACGGUGCAGACCCUGAGUUGCUGGUGUACACAGUCACCCUCAUUAACAAGACUCUGGCAGCCCUCCCGGAUCAGGACUCCUUCUACGAUGUGACGGAUGCACUGGAGCAGCAGGGCAUGGAGUCACUGGUCCAGUACCACCUGGGCAAUGCGGGCACUGACAUCGACCUGCGAGCUCAACUUGUGCUCUACGAGAGCGCCCUGCGUUUGGAGGAUGGAGACAUCGAGGAAGCCAUAGGUGGACGGCGGGAGCGGAGAAAGCCCUCUUCUGAGGAAGGCAAGAGGAGCCGCCGAUCUCUAGAAGGCGGGGGCUGCCCUGUGCGCACCACGGAGCCUGGCCCCACAGGCCCCUCCUCCUCCACCAGCAGCCCUGUUACACCUACAAGCCCCGCACCCAGCCAGGUGGGCCCUGCCUCUGGCCUUUGUACCUCCGUGAACCUCUUCCCUGCCCUCUCCGUGGUGCCCGCAGCAGCUGACAGUUCCUGUGAGAGGAGCGUCUACAAACUUCACCAAACUGCUCCUGUUUGGGCCCCUGAGAGCCCCCCUGCCCCCCAGCCCCCGGCUGGGCAGGCCAGGCUGGAAGCCCGGUUCCUGGAGAAUGUGGCAGCGGCAGAAUCAGAGAAGCAGGCUGCACUGGCUCAGGGCCGGGCAGAGGCACUGGCUGGGGCAGUGCCCGACGAGGCCGAUGGGCGCCCAGAUACCCGGGAACUCUGGGGUUCCCCCGAACCAGUCCCUGUACCCAGAACACUCCAGAGCCCUGCCCCCCGAGUCCUGCUCCGGGCCCAACAGAGCUUUGAGCCAGAGCCCAAGAAGCCACUGGCCCCACCAAGUCCCAAAGCCGAGCCCACCCAGGAGCUCCCUACCCAUGUCCCCAAGCUCUGCAUUGGGGACCUGGACUUCUCAGAUCUGGGGGAGGAUGAAGACCAGGACAUGCUGAACAUGGAGUCUACAGACACCGGAAAAGGGGUCCCACCCCCACCACCCCCACCGCCCCUGUUGUCAGGAGCUCCCCCACCUCCUCCACCCCCACCUCCCCCACCCAUCAAAGGCCCCUGCCCGCCACCUCCACCCCCAGCUGCCCCUCUGCCCCCGUCAGCGCCCGACAGCCUGGCCCUCCCCACCAAGAGGAAGACAGUAAAACUCUUCUGGCGGGAACUUAAGCUGGCUGGGGGCCACGGAGGCUCCGGGAGCCGCUUCGGGCCCUGCUCCACCCUGUGGGCCUCCCUGGAGCCUGUCUCCGUGGACACCACCCGGCUGGAGCACCUGUUUGAGUCCCGUGCCAAGGACGUGCUGCCUUCCAAGAAAGCCGGCGAGGGCCGCCGGACAAUGACCACGGUGCUGGACCCCAAGCGCAGCAACGCUAUCAACAUCGGCCUAACCACUCUGCCACCUGUGCACGUCAUUAAGGCCGCCCUGCUCAACUUCGAUGAGUUUGCCGUCAGCAAGGAUGGCAUUGAGAAACUACUGACCAUGAUGCCCACAGAGGAGGAGCGGCAGAAGAUCGAGGAGGCCCAGUUGGCCAAUCCUGACAUUCCUCUGGGCCCAGCUGAGACUUUCCUGAUGACUCUUGCUUCCAUCGGGGGCCUGGCUGCCCGCCUACAACUCUGGGCCUUCAAGCUGGACUAUGACAGCAUGGAACGGGAAAUUGCGGAGCCACUGUAUGACCUGAAAGUGGGCAUGGGACAGCUGGUGCAAAAUGCCACCUUCCGCUGCAUCCUAGCCACCCUGCUGGCUGUGGGCAACUUCCUCAAUGGCUCCCAGAGCAGUGGCUUUGAGCUGAGCUACCUGGAGAAGGUGUCAGAGGUGAAGGACACAGUGCGCAGGCAGUCACUGCUGUACCAUCUCUGCUCCUUGGUGCUCCAGACGCGGCCAGAUUCCUCCGACCUCUACUCAGAAAUCCCCGCCCUGACCCGCUGUGCCAAGGUGGACUUUGAGCAGCUGACCGAGAACCUGGGGCAGCUGGAGCACCGAAGCCGGGCAGCCGAGGAGAGUCUGCGGAGCCUGACCAAGCACGAGCUGGCCCCAGCCCUGCGUGCCCGCCUCACCCACUUUCUGGCCCACUGUGCCCGACGUGUUGCUAUGCUGCGAGUAGUACACCGCCGUGUCUGCAACAGGUUCCAUGCCUUCCUGCUGUACCUGGGGUACACGGCACAGACAGCCCGUGACGUGCGCAUCAUGCAGUUCUGCCACACGCUGCGGGAGUUUGCGCUGGAGUACCGGACUUGCCGAGAGCGGGUGCUGCAGCAGCAGCAGAAGCGGGCCACCUACCGUGAGCGCAACAAGACCCGGGGACGCAUGAUCACCGAGACAGAGAAGUUCUCAGGUGUGGCUGGAGAAGUCCCCAACAACCCAUCUGUACCAGUGGCUGUGGGUAGUGGGCCAGGCCGGGGUGAUGCAGACACUCACGCCAGCAUGAAAAGUCUGCUGACCAUCAAGCCUGAGGACACCACACACAGCCGCCGUAGCAGAGGCCUGGUCCCGAGCAGCUCCCCAGUCAUGCCCACAGCAGUGGGGCCCUCCACUGCACCGCCAGAAGAACCCCCAGGCUCCAGUUUACCCAGUGACACUUCGGAUGAGAUCAUGGACCUGCUGGUGCAAUCAGUGACCAAGAGCAGUCCUCGUGCCUUAGCUGCUAGGGAACGCAAGCGUUCCCGUGGCAACCGCAAAUCUUUGAGACGGACAUUGAAGAGUGGACUCGGAGACGACCUAGUGCAGGCACUGGGACUUGGCAAGGGACCUGGCCUGGAGGUGUGAAGGCGCUGCCUCCAGGAUGGAUAUCUGUCUGGGCCACAGCCUGCAUGCAAAAGACUAUAGAGAAAGGAGGGUUCAGAGCAGAAUUCUGGGCAUCUCCUCAACCCCGGGGUGACUCUGUGCCUAUGGCCAAUGCCUUGAACAGUAUUAGCUGUGUGUGUGUGCGUGUGUGUGCGAGCGAGCUCCCUGAACAUGUGGAGCAUAAUAAAGUUUUCUUAGCCAAUC